This is a messenger RNA of Eruca vesicaria subsp. sativa (arugula), 1053 nucleotides long. NCBI's taxonomy places the organism in Eukaryota, Viridiplantae, Streptophyta, Magnoliopsida, Brassicales, Brassicaceae. The record is from the annotation of a GenBank genome assembly.
CUUUUCUCCAACAUAACAUUUUCUUCUCCCAUAGAAAAUCGUAACAUUUCCUUCAAUAAUUCUUUCACCUUCCCAUUCAAGUUUAUCAUAACCAUACCAGGCUCACGAUUCCUAUAUACUAACAAAAAAUAUGGAGCGGACUAAGGGACAUGACAAUACGUUGACACUACAGAAUGUUAUAUUCAUUGUCAAAGUCUCAGCUGUCCUAGCCAUCUCCUGUUACUGUGGUUACCCGAAGAUUAUAAAUGUAAUUCAAGGCGUUGACCUUUGGUUCGACUGGUUCCGUUUGGUUCUAAGAAACGUUUUCUUCAUCUUCAUCAUCCUUAACGCUCUCAUCGGCGCGAUAUACUUCAGCUUUCUCAAAACCACCGGAGAAAAGAAACAAGAUCUCUAUGAUGAAUAUAUCGCCGUCGUCCGUCCUUCGCAGGAGACGUCUUUUCGCCCGAUGGAGGUUGGAGAUUACGGUUGUGGAUAUUCUAGUAACUCGAGGUGCCAGGAGACCACUGUGGCGCCGUUUCAAGUGGUUAAAACGGUUGAGGAGAGUAAAUGUUAUGAACGAGUAGUGAUGGAGACGAGCUCAAAGAGUUAUAGGAGGACGACGAGUUUGGAGGAGAAGAAGAAGAAGAGGUCUAUGGUGGAGUAUCGAAGGACGGAGUCGGAGAGAGUGAUGAAAACGGCGUCGUGGAGGUCGCAGGCGAUGGAUGAGUUGAGCAGCGAGGAGUUUCAAAUGAAGGUGGAGACUUUUAUCAUGGGGUAUAAGAAGAAAAUAUAUUGUCAAAACGGCGGCGUUGACCAGUUGCAAAACUGUGUCCCUCAGUGGCAAGGACAGCCUGAUCCUAGUGGAACUGAUCGUCGUAGUCGUAGGCUCAUGGGUGGUCCUGGCCCUACUGGUAGUGGUGGUCCGUAUUUAGCUAUUUCUAAUUAGAGCGUGGUGAAUAUGUAACAGUAAAAACAAUUAACCUCGGUUAUCUUUUUACGGCCAGUAAUGUUGUAUUCCAAUAUGGAUGAGGCUAUUAAUUUCUAUCACAUGGUAGGAUGCCACUUUAUUAACUU